Molecule: messenger RNA, 909 nt
Organism: Engraulis encrasicolus (European anchovy)
Lineage: Eukaryota; Metazoa; Chordata; Actinopteri; Clupeiformes; Engraulidae
Product: DNA polymerase nu-like
Exons: 11
Coding region: 1-909 (302 amino acids)
Biological process (GO): double-strand break repair via alternative nonhomologous end joining; DNA-templated DNA replication
Molecular function (GO): DNA binding; DNA-directed DNA polymerase activity
Source: RefSeq, a predicted model, not a curated record
AUGAAGCAGUUGGAGCAGGAGGCUCACCAGGCGGCCGGUCAGCAGUUCCUUGUCUCCAGUAGCAACCAGCUCCGACUGGUCCUGUUUGAGAAGUUGCGUCUGCAUGAGCGUUGUGAGAAUAAGAAGCUUCCUAAAACCCUCCUCAAACAGCAGCAGUCAACAUCCGAGGCCGUGCUAUUGCAACUUCAGGAUCUGCAUCCUCUGCCCAAGAUCAUUCUAGAACAUCGUCAGGUGCACAAGAUCAAGUCAACAUUUGUGGACGGCAUAUUGUCAUGCACGAAUAAGACCUUCAUCUCCUCCACGUGGAACCAGACCAGCGCUGUGAGUGGCAGACUGUCAGCCAAGAACCCAAAUUUCCAGGCGCUGCCUAAGCAACCCUUGCAGAUCACCAAGAAGCAGUAUGUUCAUGGAAAGGAGUCAGAGGUGGUCACCAUACACCCCCGCACCAUGUUCAUUCCUCGCCAAGGCUGGACCUUCCUCUCCGCAGACUUUUGUCAGGUGGAGCUUCGCCUAUUGGCUCACCUGUCGUCGGAUCCAGAGCUGCUGAGAAUCUUCCAGAACCCCGACGCAGAUGUCUUUACCAUGCUGGCCGCCCAAUGGAAGGGGAUCAAGGAGGAUGCGGUGAGCUCGGAGGACAGGGAGCAUGCCAAGCGCAUCUGCUACUCAGUUGUCUAUGGAGCAGGUCGUGAGCGUCUGUCUGGUAUUCUGGGUGUGAGUGCAGAGCAGGCCAGUCGUUUCCAGGACAGCUUCCUUCACACCUACCGAGAGGUCCAGACCUUCAUCCAGACCACCAUACAACACUGCCAGCACCAAGUUUUCAUCCACAACAUCUCCGCAAGCCGCGAGGUACCCGCUGGUUUUGCUCCAUCCAACAUUUCCACCACAAACACCUGUAGUCCCACGCCAUAG